UAAUAUCAGGUUUCAUACUCUCAACAACAAACUCAACGACCAUUGAAAUUAAUCCAAAUUUACCAGCAUCAAAAGAGAUCCUAAAUUGGUCUAAAGAAAAUAUUCAUCAAUAUACGUCAUCUUCUUCUAAUACAUAUUUGAUGACAAGUUUACAAAAGAUCAAUACAUCCGAACAUUCAACAGGAGAGAUAAAACACUAUUACACAAGAGUUUUUGCAAAAGGAUUAAAUCAGGAAGGAAGUAUAUGGUACAAUUCUUGUAAUACUUGCAAAUCGAAAGUUACUAUUAUUGAUGGUAUUGUACAAUGUACUAAAUGUACCAACGAAAAUGUCCAAUGUAGUUUGAGGUAUCUUAUCAAACUGUCUGUUGAAGAUAAUAGUUCAACAGCAAUAUUUACGUUAUUUGAUAAUGAAGCAGAACAAUUAAUUGGUAUGCCAGUUAUAGAAUUAGAAAAAAUCAAGGCAUCGAAGAUAGAAGAUUAUAAUAACAUCAUCAAAAAUAUUCUUGAGAAGGAGAUGACAUUCUUAGUAAAGGCUCAAGAUAAAAUUUAUGGGAGCCGAACAUUCCGUUCACUAACAGUUCAGUCUAUAAAGAUGGAUUCAAAUGAAGUUGGCGAACUUCAACAUAAAAAAAUCAAAAUUGAGGAAGUUUAAAAAAAAUAUUCAUAUUUGCUAUAUAUAUUUCGUACUGAUACUUGAUAUGGCUUGUUUAUUUUUCGUUCAACAUUUCUUUCAACUCCAACUAUCAUUUCUUUUUAAUUAGUUGCUUUUAAUUAGUUGCUUUUUUUGAAAAUAUUACAACUUUAAUCAUGUGCCAUAAUUUAUUUCUUUGUAAGAUUACAAGCUCUGAUUUUCAACCAAUUAUUUUUGUCCCAAACUUGAAAUUUGAGUUAAUACUAAACUUUUUAAAAUAUAACUUAGUUAUUGUUAUUAUUGUUUCUUCUUCUUGCAUUUCUUACUCCAACUGCACUAUCUGAUUGCUAUGGCUCAUCAUUGUUUUCAUUAUCCUUAUCUCAUCUAAUGGUGUUGGCUUUAUGAUUGGGGCUCCAUUCAUUCCUACUAGAGCUUUGCAUUAAGUGCUAAUUUUUCAUGACAUUUGUGUAUUUUACUCUUAAAUAUAUUUAUUAAAAGUUUUACUUGUCUAAGAGAUGAAAUUUUAUAAAUGGUUGUGGUAGCUGCAAUUAGUUUUGCAUGAAAGACAUUACUGCUUGCUUCAGACAAUAGCAAUCAAAGAUUCAACAAAGUUUAGAGACUUUCUUUCUUCAAAGGAAACGAACAUGUAUUAAAUAAGAUCAAGUCCCUCAAUGCCCUUUAAAAUCUACCUCCAUGUUCUUAUUAUUCAUAGAACUUGAGAAGAGAGAUAACAAUUAUCUACUUUCCAUGCAUUAUUUAUAUGAAGUUCUAAAUUUAUUUUUUGAAGAUUUUUAAUUUUAUAGAUAUAUUUUAUA
Molecule: messenger RNA, 1447 nt
Organism: Dendrobium catenatum
Lineage: Eukaryota; Viridiplantae; Streptophyta; Magnoliopsida; Asparagales; Orchidaceae
Product: replication protein A 70 kDa DNA-binding subunit B-like
Exons: 5
Coding region: 141-653 (170 amino acids)
Biological process (GO): DNA replication; DNA repair; DNA recombination
Cellular component (GO): nucleus
Molecular function (GO): DNA binding
Source: RefSeq, a predicted model, not a curated record